CUAAGGCUAACUUGGUCUGGUAACUUGUUAAAGACGUGAGGCAUAAUGUUGGCGUGUAAUACGCGUGUUGGAACUUUUGUCCUGUGUUUACUUAUUUCUUUUACAGAGAUCAGUCAAGGAAGUGAAAAUCAACCAAGCAGCGUAAAUGAAGAUACCUUGAAGCUGUUUAGGGAACACAAAUUUAGAAACAAGCGUGCUGGGAACGUGCAGUGUGGCACGAUAAAGGCCGGUUCCAGAAUUGUAGGGGGCACAGACGCGCAACCUGGGUCUUGGCCGUGGCAAGUGUUAUUGGACAAUAAGGCGUUUCAGGGCCCUGUUUGGUGUGGAGGAUCCAUUCUUAAGCCAUACUGGGUCAUUACUGCAGCUCACUGUUUUAAUAAGGGAAAAGAUCCCGCAUCUUUUAAACUGAGCGUAGGUGAAUAUAAUCUUCGUAAAGCGGACGGAACCGAGCAAGUUAUUCCAAUUGACCAAAUCUUCAUACAUCCUAAAUAUAAGCCGCCAGUGACUGGGCCCGACUAUGACGUGGCAUUGAUCAAACUGAGGAAACCAAUCAAGUUCAACAAUGACGUAAGACCUGUAUGUCUGCCCACCAAGGAUUUUCCUCCUGGAACUAAUUGCCAUGUCACUGGAUGGGGCGCUACACGGGAGGGGGGAAAUAUUGCACAGAUUUUGCAGCAAGCAAAAGUUCCUCUUGUAGCACGUGACACUUGUCGACGAGCAUACAGCGACCUGGGAUUGCCCGUUACGAAACGCAUGCGCUGUGCAGGUUUCUCUCAGGGAGGAGUUGAUUCAUGCCAAGGAGACAGUGGAGGUCCGCUGGUCUGUCCAAGAAAUAGCAAGUGGUAUCUUAUGGGUAUCGUCAGCUGGGGCGUUGGUUGUGCGCGCCCAAAUAGAUUCGGAGUGUAUUCUGACGUGUUGGCUCUUAAGUCCUGGGUGGAGGAAACAAUGAAUAAAAACCCAACUCCAUAAUUGUCGAGGGCAGUAAAGAGAUUGAAAUUGUCGGUUGAGGACUAGCUUAUGUUUCACGGAAAAUAAAAGAAUCACGGCAAACUAAUAAAAAUAAUCUCGCUUAACGGUUAAUUAUUCGGGUAAAUCCCGAUUUGGGUCACAUUUCACGAGAAAAUGUUAUAUUUGACGAUAAAAUAACUCCUAAGUAACUUUAUCCUGUAAGGCUAAUGCAUUAUGUAUAAGCAAUAAAAGAGGGAAUGCAAA
Orbicella faveolata is the source of this 1212-nucleotide messenger RNA. Its product is annotated as serine protease 33-like. The record is from RefSeq and is a predicted model, not a curated record. NCBI's taxonomy places the organism in Eukaryota, Metazoa, Cnidaria, Anthozoa, Scleractinia, Merulinidae. Gene Ontology annotation, biological process: proteolysis. Gene Ontology annotation, molecular function: serine-type endopeptidase activity.